Leptidea sinapis is the source of this 7243-nucleotide messenger RNA. It is a transcript of the gene Pka-R2, whose product is annotated as cAMP-dependent protein kinase type II regulatory subunit. Gene Ontology annotation, molecular function: cAMP-dependent protein kinase regulator activity. The transcript has 7 exons. The record is from RefSeq and is a predicted model, not a curated record. The coding region runs from base 325 to 1473 and encodes 382 amino acids. Gene Ontology annotation, biological process: regulation of protein phosphorylation. Gene Ontology annotation, cellular component: cAMP-dependent protein kinase complex. NCBI's taxonomy places the organism in Eukaryota, Metazoa, Arthropoda, Insecta, Lepidoptera, Pieridae.
AUGAUAGUCGAAACUCGAAAUCCGCUGUCCGAGUUUCGUUCGACUUUCAACAGAUCGCCAUUUUUAUUGUGCAGUGAAAAGAAAUUCAUUUAAUUUAUCAAGCUAAAACUGCCAAUAUUCACUGUAUAUUGUAAUUGAUUUUUGAUAGUGUGAAGCGUUUUUGAAGUGCAUAUAGUAAAAAUUUUAUUCCUAGCGUUUUUAUGUGUUGGUGUGCCGCUCAGCUACUUCAAUGGCUCUAAUAUUGAAGUAUUAAUAAGUUGAGUAAAUUUACGUAGUUCGGGAGAAACUCCGUACUGUAAGGACGAAGUGGUGAAGUGGUUAGAAAUGAGCAGGCCUCAAGGCGGACGCAUUCAAGUCCCGGAUGACCUUAGAGAAAUUCUAUUGGAAUUCACCAUAAGUUACCUAUUGGAACAGCCCGGCGAUGUUAUCAACUAUGCUGUCGAAUUCUUCACUAGGUUACAAAACAAUCGGACCACCACUAUAGCUCGUGGGCCGGCGGCGGGCACACCCGAUGAAUCUAUAAUAUCAGAUGAAGAAGAACCACCAGUGGCCCGAUUCAACAACCGCCGCAAGUCAGUGUUCGCGGAGACGUAUGACCCUGAAGAAGAUGACUCCGACGAAGGUGCUCCGGCGGUCUUCCCCAAGUCUGACGCCCAGCGCUCCAGGCUCGCGGAGGCAGUGCGCGGCAUACUGCUGUUCCGCUCGCUUGACGCUCAGCAGAUGCAACAGGUGCUGGACGCUAUGUUCGAGAAGCGUGCCGCGGCCGGCGAGUACGUCAUCCGUCAAGGAGACGACGGCGACAACUUCUACGUGAUCGAGAACGGCGUGUUCGACGUGUUGGUCACCAGCGAUGACGGCGUCGAGAAGGUGGUGCAUACAUACGAGGGAUCAGGCUCUUUUGGCGAACUGGCACUGAUGUACAACAUGCCGCGCGCUGCCUCAGUCCGCGCGCAGACUCCCGGCGCGCUCUGGGCCAUGGACCGUCACACCUUCCGCCGCAUACUGCUCAAGAGCGCCUUCAAGAAGCGCAAGCUCUAUGAGGAGCUGCUCGACAAAGUGCCCAUGCUGAAGGCUCUGCAGUCGUACGAGCGCGCCAACCUGGCGGAUGCCCUGCUGCCGCGCACGCUGAUCGACGGCGAGCUCAUCAUCCGGCAGGGCGACUCCGCCGACGGCAUGUACUUCGUGGAGGACGGCUCCGUUAGCAUCCGCAUCGCGCGCGAAGACGGCAACGAGCACGAGAUCAAGCGACUCGGCAAAGGCGAUUACUUCGGUGAACUGGCUCUGGUAACCCACAAGCCACGCGCCGCUUCUGUGUACGCCGUCGGGCCCACUAAGGUUGCAUUCCUCGACGUUCAAACGUUCGAACGCUUGCUUGGGCCAUGCAUGGAGAUCAUGAAGCGGAACAUAGACGACUACGAGGAGCAGCUGGUGAAGCUAUUCGGUGAUAAGAGCAAUCUCACCGACGUGCGAUGAGCGCCCUCUGCCGCCCCCCGCUUGCACCACACCCGACCUGACCUUCAAAUUAUUUAUUACUUACUCUUUAGUGUGAUUCAAAUUAUCUGUGGAAUUUAGCUGUCGUCUAUAGCGACAAUACUAUAUUUGAUCUAGCUAUUACGUAUUCAUUGCUCUUUGGUGUUGUUCAAAUUAUCUGUGUGCCAAUAAGCUGUCAAGUAACUACGAUUGUAUUUAUUUUUAUCUACACCCAUGCUUUAAAUCCUCUAUUAAAGAUUCUAAAACAGUUAGCUUAUUGCCAACAUUAAAACACCCAAUGUCCUAGUAACCAUUACAUCGUCCAAACGGGUGUUGUAAUGAAAUUCAGUACAACAUUACAACAGUCGUUUGGAGGAUGUAAUGGUUACUAGGACUGGUUUUUUUUAAUGUUAGCAAAAAGCUAACUGUUUCAGAAUCUUUUAUAGAGGAUUCAUAUUAUUGGAGAAGAUAAAGUCUUGUAUGCAUCUGUUGAUAAUUAGGUAUUAAAACACUCAUGUGAUGCUAUUAUCAUCCCACAUUCGUGUUUAAAUACCCUUUAUUACACAACAGUUGCAUAAAUAACCAUUAAAACUGUUUCUACUUUACCCGUUCACUUCGACAAUUGACUUGUCGAAACCGUAUUGUUUGGUGUAAUUAAAAUUAUUUGUGGAUUUUAGUUGCAUUGCCAAAUAAGACCUAGUUUAACUUUUAGAUUCUGUAGCUAAAUUGAAACUAUAAGUUUGUUUCCGCUGCUAGCAAUCAGUUAAAGACCUUAUCACUACUCAUAACUAGACUGAGUACUGUGACUCUAAAUACGACCUGAACGUAAUGCUAUACAGCAUUAGUCUUUUCUAAAUUCUUAUAACACAUUGGCAGAUUAUUGAAAAUAAGAUCUCGGCUUCGUGCUCAGAUUCAAAUCACUUAUCAGUUCUAAUAAAUUGUUUGACGGCCCUGGGUUCAAGCCCUUUAGCGCCUUGGUGAAGUAUCCAGUAUUGCCAUACUAUGAAAUAAAAUUAGCAGACAUUUAAAUAAAAACUUUCAUAAAUAAAACAAAAUAUUUGUCGCAACCACCAUAUUGUAGCAUUCAUAAAGAUCCUUAAGAUAUUUUAGGAGAAAAUAUAGAUAGUUCUUGUAUUUGCCACAAUAUAUCUCACGCUGGUCGUUAUAGAUUCUCAGUGAUAACACUUCUAUUUUAAAAUUUCUACAACCUAGAUUUUGUUCAGAUUAAAAUCUAGUGUAGGUAUAUCAGUGAACAGUCUAGUCAUCUGUAUAAGGUGUUUGUAAUAAACAAGCCGUAUACAUAUAUAGACAAAUUGUUGUCUAUGGAUUCAAACUGCAUUGAUAAUGGCUUUCUGUCAAACUGGAGUUUUUAAUGAUUCUGUUAAUUUUUAGCUAGUGUCUGAACCAUAGAAGUGCUCUAAAAAUUGUAGUCUGCGUAGUUACUUAUCUACUUAUAAAAAAUUUAUUUGCAUUAAAUACUUUAUAAUUAUAUAUUUAAAUUCUUUAUAGAGGUAAAUAGCUAAUCGCAGAAAUCCAAAUUUUUGGUGCUUUUGUACAAAUUUCUAUUUUCUUUUAAAGGAGAGGAAUGUAGGUCUUUUUUUCACAGAUUUGUUGGUACCAUCAUGAACUAUUUGAAAUCCGAAUUGUGAGGGUAGUCUUAAAUUAGCAAUCUUCAAUUAGUACUGUACUUGAUCAAUGAUACGCUUAUUUUAGGUAGUGAAAUGCCUUAGUAGAUAUGUAAAUAGUCUUUUUACACUUUCGCUGGGAUGGCAAUGUCGAAUGUUUGAAGGUUUUAUUGUUGUGCCAUAAAUAAUCACUAAAUAUCAAUUUGAUCAAAUUUCUAGAUUGUAUUAAACGCAUACAAAUGCCUGUCUAUAGAAUAGUAUUCGAAUCUAUUGAGUUAGAUUUAUUUAUGAACAAUGCGGGACUCGAACCUCUCGUGUUCCAUGCGAGUGCUCUUCCAACUGAGCGAACCGUUCAAGUGACGUAGUGUUGAUAAAUCUUGUAUGUCUUGUUCAACUCUUAGGUUGUGGCUUCAUCUACAGGAUCUACUUUACAGUUGAUAACCUGCUCAACCCCAAUAUUUGCAUAUUCAUAUCUGAACAGUUUUGUUUUCAAAAUUUAUUUGUGUAAUUAAUCCUAGAAGUGAGGGAAAUCACUUAAAAAUUGUCAUGAGAAACUAUUUAAAUAUUACAUUCUUAACAAGUCAACAAUUCCAUCAUUUAUCUAUUUUAAAUUUAAAUUAAGUACUAAAUUCAUUAAAUAUAAUUAUUCCCGUCGGUCGGACAGAGUUGCCAAUACCAGGUCAAACUAAUAGCUUAAGUAACUAAUAUUUCACUAGGAGGCAUAUAUUGUCAAGUUCUAAUAGUCUGAACUAGUAAUGUCUGUGCAGUACUAUUUGAUGAUGUUACUCAAAGUUUGAAAGUAUUUAGAUGGAAAUGUGAUGGUUAGACAUUAAUUGGAUACAGAUAAUGUUAAUUUUAGGUUUGUGUGCAUCACUACCCAGCUUCCAGUAAAUAAUUUAUUUAUAUAUUGUCAAAUGUAAAUAGAAAUUAGACAUCCCUCGAAUAAAAACAUCUAAUCUUUGAAUUUAAAAAGCUGGGACGCGUUGAUAUCAAUAUUAACCUUUACCGCAAAACUUAUUUAAAAUAUAGAUUUAACUAGUGACUAGAUGAAAUCUUUUCACUUAUAAUAUUUAUUUAUUUAUUCUGUCGAGGAUAAAUUAUUUUAAAUAUUUCUGUUGAUUUAGAAAUAUACAUUCAGACAUAAGUAAUAUAGAGUAGAGGUCACGAAUUAUCAAAAGUUGCGGUCGAUGACCCUACAGGUUGCUUGUCUUUGUCGCACGCGUACAGUUACAUUAUCUUUUUCUCGCUCAUAUAUAUCAUAGCCAUAUUUGUAAAUUUUCUACGCCGCGACACACUACGUUUACGCGUUAAUUAAUUAUAUUGACAUUUUAUGUUUUGCAGAGUAUUUUAAUUGUAUAAGAUGUGUAUUAUUUAGAACAGAAUUUGUUUUAUGUUGUUUGAGAUGUUUAUGCUUCACUGCUUUCUAUGACCGGAGUUCCUAUUGUUUUGCUCUUGAUGCUAUACAGAUCUGAGGUGCAGGUUAAAUAUACUUUCAGCUGAUCAGCUCAAAUUAUCCACAAACUAUAAUUCUUUGGUGUGCUCAUAUUAUAAUAUAUGAAAAUAAUGGUAAGUCUUCGCUUUGUUGCAUAUUUGUAGUACCCUCAGGUAUAUUGGUGUAUAUCCCAGUAUUAAUAUAAUUAUUGUGCUAGCGAAAAUGUUUUUCAUGAGUCCAGCCAAUGUAGGGUGAGCGCAUUGUACGAUGUGUUACAAUGUCUAUGUACUGUUGUAGUACUAGUAAAUAGUUUUUACCACUUCUUAAUGUAAUUUAAUAUAUUAUUAGAUUAGGAAAUUCUAUAGAGUAUGAUGAGACCCAGGUGGUCGUCGCGACUCCUUGUGACAAAUGUGUACAAAUUGUAUCAGUUGCCAUACAUAUUGUUUAUAACAUAAUAUUAUACAGCGUGGCGCUAUGCUGGGGACAUUAAAUAAAUACACGGGUAGAACUUCUAAACCGUUAUCAUUAAAAAAAACAUGUGCGCAAUGCAAUUCACACGUGGUUUAAGUCAACCUUAAAUAAAUUUGGCUUCAAGAUAGUCAGCACUUGUAUAAUAAUUUUAAGAUGUGCAUUGUGCAUGAACCUCUGCACUGCAUAUGAAGUCCUGGUACUUGUUGCUAGGAUUUCAACCGCUAUGAAAGACAUUACUAACACCGCUACCAUAUUUUUGCUCUCCUGGUGUCUAUGCAGUUAUAAGUCGUGCGUAUGACAUAAGAAUAUAUUGGAUAUAUAUAGGAAUACCUACUCGCGUCAUACAUAAAAAUAAAAUAGUAUACAUAUUUCUGUCUCAUUCUUUGCCGGCUUCAUCCUACACAUUUUUGUAUUUGUGUAAUUCGAAAGAAGUUUCACUUCAAAAAUAAAAUACAUAAUUUUUCACCUAAAUAAAUCAAAUUUUCCAUAAUAUUAUUUCGAAACAAAAUCUAGUAGCUGCGCACUAAUAAUUGUAGGCACUGACACCUUCGUGCCGUCCUAUGCGACCGGUGAUAAAAAAUUUGUUUCGUAAAUGUUUGAAAUAAUUGUAAUUUGUUUGUUUGAAAAUUUCAAUUAUUUACUUAAAAUUUAGAAUUAUCUUUUUAUGAUUGAAGUUAGAUUCAACGGCGUCUUAUUCAGCCGUGAAACAGUAAUGUGUAAGCGUUAUUGUGUUUUGGUCUGAAAGGCGCCAUAGCUCGUGAAAUUACAGGGCAAAUGAGACUUAACAUCUUAUGCCACAAGGUAACGAGCGUAGUUGUCGUACCGCUCAGAAUUUUUUUGAUAUUUUUAAAAAUCUUGAGCGACGCUGCAUUGUAAUGGGCAGGACGUAUAAAUGACCAUCAGCUGAACGUCCUGCUCGUCUCGUCCCUUUUUGUCAUACAAAAAAAUAAGGAUAGCCGUGUGUUCGUUUAAUGUCGCCAUUUAAACGCCAUGCUGUAUAACCAAUUGUAGUGUUAGUUAAUGUUGGUUGUUAUUGAGUUUUUACUAAUAUGUUGAUUACUAUGCAGUGUACUCAUCUGUUUGUGUACAUUGCGAGUCCGUUGGUUUGUGUUUGUUUUUGCUCUAGUUUUGCUCACAUUCCCUUGUUGCUUAUUUUUUUAAUAUUUGUUGCCGAUUGUUCGCUUUCAUGUCAUGCAUAUUAUCUUUGGUUUUAGACAAUUUUAAUUAUUUAAAUGCCAUUUCGUGAUAAUAUUAUAUUGUGUUCUGUGAAUUAACUGUGAGAGAUUGCAUAUUUUAAAUUUAUACAAAUAUUUCCCUGCAAUAACUUUAGCUGGUAUAAUUACGAAUCAUUUUACUAAAAUAUACUUUAUUUUCAUCUUGUGUUUACUUUGAAUAUUUUACGUUUAAUAAUUCGUAAUAACCUAACAUGUUUCCUAUUAUAGUACCUAAUUUAACUUAUGUAAUAAAUAUUUAUAUUCGAUGUAAAUUAUAUAACUACAAACAUAUUUAAAACAGGGGUUGGAAUUACAGCAAUAUCUCUUUGUAUGUAGCCAAUGUCAAAUAAUUUUUAUUUAUUCUUAUAGUUGAUAUGGAUCUUUUUUAUAUCAGUGUGAUGAAUGGUAUUUUCUUCCAAAUGUAUAUGUAUUAUUUACAGAACAGCUGGUAUACACCAUGCUGUGUAUAUGUUUGUAUGUCCCUUAUGAUCCCGUAGAAAAUAUUGUGCAAUAAGUAAUUGUGUAUGAAUUAAAAAGAAUAAAAAUUGGUGUGAAAUUAUAGGUAAUUAAUGUUUCCUUCUUAAAUAGUGAAAGGCUGCAAGUGUUCUUUAAAGCCAUUGCAUUUGACAAGUUAAAGCACAAAAUUAUGAUUAAGCGUUGAUGAGGACUUUGUCUUCCAUCGGGACGCACAUAUCGGGGCAGUGUGUUAUAUGACAUGGUAAUGUUAUGUAACCGAUACGCUUGUUGUGUAGCGUACCUUAUUAUAAAUUACUAGUCAUCUGUGUAGAUUGUAACCAACAGCACAUUCGUAUUUGAAAUUUUGAGUCUUCAUAUUUCACAUUAGUGUUAAGAUAAUUCUGUUCCACAUGCAUAUCAAGAUUGUGAGUCCGAACCCUGUCUCUGCACCAACAAUGCCCCGCUGGUCCUCGCUGGCCGCACUCCGCUUCACCUCAUGAGCUUACCCUGUACAUUUAUAAAAUUAUGAAUCGUAAAAUGUUAGAAAACUGAAUUAUAUUUGUUUGUAGAUCUAA